AUGUCUUCCAUUUCGGAUGAAGAUGAUAGGAUCAGUAGUUUACCCGACGAUGUCAUAUGCCACAUACUCUCUUUUCUCCAAACUAAAAAGGUCCUUACUACAAGUGUCUUUUCGAAAAGGUGGAAGAAUCUAUGGCGCUCAGUUCCCUCGUUCAACUUCCGUAAGUCGAAGAUCUGGGUGGAUGAUCGAGAAGCUCAGUUUCGCAUGAACGAGCUCGCCUACUCGUAUUUGCUCUCAGUUAAUUAUAUCAAGAGUUGCUACCUCGACAUUUAUUAUAAUUCUGAUCUUGGCCUUCUCGGCUUACCCAAUGUCAUCAACUGGAUCAAGGCAGUUGUACAACGCGGAGUUGAGGACAUUAAACUAUACUUUGAACUAUGUAUGGAACAAUCCGAAUCCGCAUUGUCCAACGCGGAUUGUUUCAAAUUUCCCAUGAGCAUUUUAUCCUGCCGUACGCUUGUUGUUAUCGACUUGUUUGGGUUUGCUGUGAAGGAUUUUUCUUCCAUUAGCCUCCCCUCCCUCAAAAUCCUUAGUAUGGAUGAGAUUAUCUUCUUAAAUGUUCAAGAUUUCUUAUUGCUUCUGGCUGGGUGUCCCAAUCUUGAGAAUUUACAUACAAAUUGUUUAGAGUUUCUCUCUCAAGAGUUUCUUACCUAUCAAGAGUGUCAAAGUUUAACCUUAACAAACUUGACCAAAGCAGAUUUGCAAAACACUUUUUGUCACUUUCCUUUGAAUGCCCUUCGUAACGCGGAGCAUUUGAUCCUAGAAAUAAAUGAGGUUUGAAAUUGAUUUGUAUCUAUGAUUUUGGAAUUUCAACUUUAGUUCUUACGAUGUACCUUUCUACUUUUUUUUUUCUUAGGUGUGUCA
This is a messenger RNA of Vicia villosa (hairy vetch), 861 nucleotides long. RefSeq names its product F-box/FBD/LRR-repeat protein At1g78750-like. The transcript has a single exon. NCBI's taxonomy places the organism in Eukaryota, Viridiplantae, Streptophyta, Magnoliopsida, Fabales, Fabaceae. Gene Ontology annotation, molecular function: protein binding. The coding region runs from base 1 to 777 and encodes 258 amino acids. The record is from RefSeq and is a predicted model, not a curated record.